AUGAAUCUUUGGUUUCUUUCUUUCUUUCUUUCUUUCUUUCUUUCUCAUAAUUCGUUGUUCUUUCUUUCUCAUGAUUCUUGUUCUUUCGUUCUUUUUCGUGUUUCGUUGUUCUUUCUUUCUUUUUUCUUUCUUUCUUUCUUUCUUUCUUUCUUUCUUUCUUUCUUUCUCAUAAUUCGUUGUUCUUUCUUUCCUUCUUUCUUUCUUUUUUCUCAUGAUCCGUUGUUCUUUCUUUCUUCUUUCUUUCUUUCUUUCUUUCUUCUUUCUUUCUUUCUUUCUUUCUUUCUUUCUUUCUUUCUUUCUUUCUUUCUCAUGAUCCUUUUUCUUCAUCUCCCUUUUUUUUCUUUACUGAUUUUUUUUCCUUUUUACGCUUGGCCUUUCUAUUUCGUUUUUCUUACAUUCUCCGCUUCUCUCUUCUUUUUUCUAUCCUUUUUUCCUUAUAUCAUUCUUUCAUCUCUUCUUUUCUUCACCUAUUUCUCUUCUUUCUUUCUUUCUUUCUUAUUUUAUUUCUUUCUUUCUCAUAAUUCGUUGUUUUCUCUUCCUUUCUUUCUUUCACUGGGUUCUUUAGCUAUUCUUUCUGAUAUUUCAUUUUUGCUUCUAUCUUUAAACUUUUUCUUUCUUACGUUUUUCUCUUUUCUUUCUUUCUUUUACCUUGAAUAUUUCAAUCAUUCGUUCAUUCAUUCAUUCUUUCUUUCACUUGAUUCUAUACCCUUUUUCAAACUUCAUUUUUCCUUUUUACAUAUUUCUCUCUCACUCUUUCUUUCUUUCUUUCUUUACCCUUUCUCAAACUUCAUUUUUCCUUUUUACAUAUUUCUCUUUCUUUCUUUCUUUCUUUCUUUCUUUCUUUACCCUUUCUCAAACUUCAUUUUUCCUUUUUACAUAUUUCUCUUUCUUUCUUUCUUUCUUCCUUUCUUUCUUUCUUUACCCUUUCUCAAACUUCAUUUUUCCUUUUUACAUAUUUCUCUCUCUUUCUUUCUUUCUUUCUUUCUUUCUUUCUUUCUUUCUUUCUUUCUUUCCACAAUACCGUAA
Acanthosepion pharaonis is the source of this 1026-nucleotide messenger RNA. Lineage: Eukaryota; Metazoa; Mollusca; Cephalopoda; Sepiida; Sepiidae. The record is from the annotation of a GenBank genome assembly.